This is a messenger RNA of Scleropages formosus (Asian bonytongue), 962 nucleotides long. RefSeq lists its product as uncharacterized. Lineage: Eukaryota; Metazoa; Chordata; Actinopteri; Osteoglossiformes; Osteoglossidae. The transcript has 5 exons. The record is from RefSeq and is a predicted model, not a curated record. The coding region runs from base 6 to 845 and encodes 279 amino acids.
GAGAGAUGGGACAGUAUCGGUGGGAGGGGCCUAAUGAUUUGUUAAGGAACUGGACCGAUCAGCCAAUAGAGCUACAGGUCAGCAGCUCUGACUCCGCCUACACCUGUGUGGUGAAGAACCCUGUGAGUGAGGAGAGCAGCGAGACCUUUCCUGCCGAACACUGCUUUAAAGGGCUCUUUGCUCACCAUGGUGCUGUUGCUGCCGUUGUCAUUCUUGUGUCCGUCGUUCUCUCCGUUUCCGGUUUCCUCAUUGGAGCCCAUUGCAUGCGCCGCAACAGCAGGAGGAACGGUCUGCGAUGUGAUCAUGUAGGAAAGAAGGACGAGGAAACUGGACUGCUGCAGCAUUAUGAAGAAAAAAUAAAUGUAGUUACAGAAAAAAACAGAGAGUUGUGCAGUCAAAAUCCAUCGGAGGACGACGGCAAGACGGUGGGACACAUUGACUCACCUGCAGAGACUCAGGAGAAGGAAGGAGAAAAAGUGGCGGAAGUGGAAGAAAAGGUGGAGAACAGAGUAUCAGACACAAACACAUGUUUGAUGGCCCAAAAUACACCAAUGGAUGAGAGUAAGGGACUAGAAGACAGUGAAGCAGCAGCAGCAGCAGCGUCUGAAGAGAAGGAAGGUAAAAAAGGGAAGAACAAGAAGUCAAGAGGAAUUUUUGCUAUAAGGAAGCCGAAGAAGAGAAAUGAAUCUGCUCCAGGUACAGUGAGUGUCUCUGUGCUCCUCACAUACUGUCAGCGUUCAGGGUUUGGACAGAAAACACCUGCAGCCUCGAUGUGCAACACCGUGAAACUCACCCGUGUGUGUAAAUAUAUAUCUUGGCUCUUAUUACUCAUCUUCAUCGUUUAAUUUCUUAUUUCACUUCAGCAGGAUUUGUGUUGAAUCUUUAUCCUUGUUUGCACAACACAGUGUUGGAUUUGAUGGCGUUACUCAAUAGGAAUGUAAAUGAGCGCGAAAUUGAGAUAU